GGAUGACCGACGACAGCUGGGCCGACUCCCUGCCGCCCCGCAUUCCGCGGCGGCGUGGCAGGCAGAAGGCCGCUGUGGCCAGGGCUGGCGCGACUGGAGAUGUGGCGCCUGGCGCGGCGGCGGUGCCUCCUGGGGCGCCCGCGGCUGCCUCGGCGUUCGCUGUGGCCGCUGCUGGACCUGCAGGCGCGAUUGCGCCCCCCGCGGACGAGGGCGAGUCUGGCGAACGCGCGGCGCUGAUCGCAGAGCUCGUGACGCUGUACUCUACGCCCGUGGACGUGCCCAUCUACUCGGCCCUCACGCUCGACCACCGGCGGACCCUCGUCUGGGCGGUGCGCAGGGCGAAGUGAGAGGGCUGACCCUCCUGGGCCCCGCUGCCGCCUCGUGGUUGGGCUAGCAUGCCCCAGGUGCGCAGUGGGUGAUCCCAGGGGGGCCCUUCCCUUUUCGUUUGCUGCACGUGUGAGCCUCUCACGGAACCUCGGUUGCAGUACAGCGACUGGGGCCCCAUAUUCGAUAGCCUGCUGUCGUGAGUCUCGGCUGACAACACUGCAGACGGCGCCC
Molecule: messenger RNA, 558 nt
Organism: Prorocentrum cordatum
Lineage: Eukaryota; Dinophyceae; Prorocentrales; Prorocentraceae
Source: the annotation of a GenBank genome assembly